GUCUAGGAAAGAUAUUGGUGGUGAAAAUGAGCGACAAUUCAGAAUUAGAGUCUCCUUUAACAGAAAAAGAGCUUGCCAUUGCUCGCAAAUAUGACUUGACUCCAAAAGUUAUUCCUUUUUUGGAUAGACACUUGAUAUAUCCUUUGAUUGAAUCCUCCGAGUUAUUAUAUGAUGAGAAGACUGUAAACCAGUUGAUUUAUGAUUUAUUGAAGGAUACAAAUAUGAUUAGUUUUAUCAAAGAUCAAUAUUCUUUGUUGAAUCCUGAUGCUGAGUUAUUUCCAAAAGAACUAGUUGAGAAGGAAAAGUUUAUUGAAAAGGAACUAUUGAGAUUAGAAAAUGAGACUGAACAUACAUUAGAUAUUUUAUCUAGAAAGGAGGUUCAGGAACAUUUGAAGCAAGAUAAAACAUAUAAUUGGGAAUAUUUAGAGAAAGAGCAUGGUAUUAGUGAAAAAGAUAUCAAUGCUCUUUAUGAAUUCGGUCAGUUUCAAUAUAAUCGUGGGGAUUAUGUUAUGGCAAGUGAUUUAUUAAACAAUUUUAAAGUUCUAUCUACCAAUGGAGAAUUAAUUGUAUUUGCUACCUGGGGUAGGUUUGCUUCAGAAAUAAUUACUUUGCAAUGGGAUACUGCACUACAAGAACUAAGUAAAUUGAGAGAAGUAGUCGAUUCUCGUUCUAUGAAGGAUCCUUUGCUUCAAUUACACCAUAGAACCUGGAUUAUUCAUUGGGCUUUAUUUCCAUUUUUCAAUACCGAUCAAAAUGGAUUGGACCAAUUAUGUGAUUUAUUUUUUUCAUCAUCAUAUUUAUCAACCAUUCAAGCUUCAUGUCCAUGGUUGUUGCGUUAUUUGGUUGCUGCUGUUGUUUCUACAUCUUCUAAAUCUCAUUCAUCUCCAACUUUUCAAAAGAGAUUAAAAGAUUUAAUCAGAGUAGUUGAACAAGAACAAUAUGAAUAUAAUGAUCCAUUAACUGAUUUUAUCAAGGCUCUUUAUAUUGAUUUUGAUUUUGAUCAAGCUAGAUUUAAAUUAGAAGAAGUUGCAGCAAUUAUUAAAACCGAUUUCUUUUUAGUUAAUGGCGGUGGAUCAUUUUUAGAAAACGCUAGAUAUUUGAUUAGCGAAGUUUAUUGUAGAGUCCACCAAACUAUUGACUUAAAUUUAUUAUCAAAAUCAUUGAAUUUAUCAAAAGACGAUGGAGAAAAAUGGAUUGCGAAAUUAAUUAGAGAUUCCAAAAUGGAUGCUAAAAUCAAUGAAAGUGAUGGUACAGUUGUUAUGAAUCAUCCAGUUUCUGGUAUUUACCAAGAAGUGAUUGAGAAGACCAAAGGUUUAUCAUUCAGAUCUAAUCAAGUUUUACUUUCCGCCAUGCAAAAAUCUGUUGAUUGAAUUUAGUUACAUUAUUUCUCUUUUAGUUCUUCACGAUUUUUUUUUUAUAU
Molecule: messenger RNA, 1420 nt
Organism: Ascoidea rubescens DSM 1968
Lineage: Eukaryota; Fungi; Ascomycota; Saccharomycetes; Ascoideales; Ascoideaceae
Product: eukaryotic translation initiation factor 3 subunit E
Exons: 1
Coding region: 27-1370 (447 amino acids)
Biological process (GO): translational initiation
Cellular component (GO): cytoplasm; nucleus; eukaryotic translation initiation factor 3 complex
Molecular function (GO): translation initiation factor activity
Source: RefSeq, a predicted model, not a curated record